Molecule: messenger RNA, 802 nt
Organism: Melanaphis sacchari
Lineage: Eukaryota; Metazoa; Arthropoda; Insecta; Hemiptera; Aphididae
Exons: 4
Coding region: 126-614 (162 amino acids)
Biological process (GO): maturation of SSU-rRNA from tricistronic rRNA transcript (SSU-rRNA, 5.8S rRNA, LSU-rRNA)
Cellular component (GO): nucleus
Source: RefSeq, a predicted model, not a curated record
AUUAAGUAUUAACCACGAGGACGACAAUUAUUUGUAUUGCUCAAUGAACGCAGUCGUUCUUGUACGCACAAGUAACGAAUCAAGCCAAUCUACAAUAUCUUUAAGUCCUUAAUUAUUAUACAAUCAUGUCAUUAUUUAUAUUAAACCACGACACGAAUUUCGAACACAUAAUUGGUGUGCUAUUCAACAAUUGGACCGCACUCAAAUUGGCUGUUGAACACGGUAUGGGAGGUUCAUCUGAAGUAAUGCAAUUUAAAAUUAGCGACUUAAUUAAGAACAUACAUGAGUGUCUUCGGAAGUCUGGUGAUAACAUGUGUUGGACAAGUAUAUCUGACAUUAUUGAAGACGUAAUGGAUGUUGGAUUUGAUGUUGUACUUGAAGAUGCGUCUGCUGAUGACUUAAGUAAACAUAUUUGUGACCUCUAUUGUGAUUGGAAUCAGUCAUUAGAUGGCCGAAAUAAAGUUAUAGAUGAACUUAAAAAUUUACCUACAGUAAUUCCUAUACAAAUUAUUCCAGUUAGACCUAUACGUGAAAAACAAAAGAAGGAUGAUUCAUCGUCUAGUGAAGAGUCUGAAGCCUGUGAAGAUGGAUGGACAGUGGUGAAACACAAAUAAGACUUACCAGAAAUAUGUUUUAUUUUGUUCUUUUAUGUAUGAAAUAAUAAUGAUUUUUAUUAGGUAAUGGGCUGUUGUAAUGUACUGUUAUUUGUAACAAAACAUUUAAUUUUCAUAUGAGUAUACUAACUAUAGUGUUUAUAAACUCAUUUAUGUUAUAAUUCCUAUCUUUAUGAAUGUAUAUCAUU